Messenger RNA from Amoebophrya sp. A120, 1362 nucleotides. Lineage: Eukaryota; Dinophyceae; Syndiniales; Amoebophryaceae. The record is from the annotation of a GenBank genome assembly.
CGCACAAGUGCUCGCUUGUCGUUAUUGUUUUGGUGUUCUCUUUUUUGUGCAAAUAGGAGCACAACACCCAUCUUUGCUUCUCGUUGGCUUUCUAGACGAAUCGAAGCGAAAGGUCCUAACGGAGGACACGAAGCCAGAACGUCGUUGAAAAAGUACUUGUCGCAAAGUAAAAAGAACCGAGAAUGCUAGCGGGGCUAUGUCGGUCGUAUUUAAUAGGGUGUUCUCACAAGACCGCAUAAUGAUAUCUCCAGUUGUACCACGGAGCUUUUCUUCCAGAAGAAGUGAUGGUCACUGCGUGGUCUUCAUGUUGCGUAUAAAUCGAUGAAAUAACUAAGGGUACAAGCGUAUCCUGUGUAAAAACGUCCCCACCCCAGAGUUGUCAUGCAGAUUUGCCAUGACAGGAACAUUUGUGAUGCGCAACCCCAUGACAGGCAUUUUCAAUCGUGUUUGGGAACUUGUAAUGCUGUAAACAGGAUCAGAAGGUCGAUUUGUGAUGCGGCUUUCCUUGCUAACUUGCACUACCUUACGGACUGAAACUUGUCAUGCGUGACUCACAAAACUCCUAGGUUUGUGUUGCAAAAUCCACAUCCUGACUCUGGUGUGGGUACGUUUUUACUCAGGAUAAAGCGAGCGCGGCACAACUCGUGGCCAAUAGUACUGCCUCGUCUACUUCGCUGGCAGGGAACAAGAAGUGUCAGGAUGUUGGUAAAGAAGAUAUGGAAGUAGAACGGGAACGAAAUGGGCUUACUCUGCUUGAUGGCGAUAGAAGUACUAUCAAAGCCGCACUAGAAGAAAGAACCCGGCAAGAGCCUCAUGGAGACACUGCAGGCGUUGAUGGGGAUCCUCACAGGGCGGGCAGCAGCUGCUCCCACCAAUUAUGCAACGACAGUGUGGUCGAAAGAGCUGCACGUGCACCAACCGGAGGUGGAACAGAGACGGGCCUGACAAAAUCGGCCUCUCUUCACAUCGAAGAUGUCGCGAAAAAGGCAGAAGUACAAGAUUCAAGACUAGGUGCGGGGCUCCGCCCUGAGGGUAAGGGCAUUAGGAAGAGAGGACAUAAGCCUUGUUACCAACUUUUUUGCUGCUUUUUCCAACAGGAGAACAAGGGGAAACUAAGUGUUGGAGAUACCCAAACAAGAUGAAGCCUCCUGGGUCUUCUGAUGGCCUAGAAACUUCUGCCUUUUUUUCCAGUUCCUACAUGUACAUUUUGUCGAGCAUUUUUAGAUACUACUUUGAUGAUGUUUCAUGUCUCGGAAUGAAAACGGCGUGAUGCAAUGCCGCGUCGGUUGCAAAAACAUGAUCGGAAAUUCGAAGCUUAGCGUGCGGAUCCUCGCUCGCCACCGCACAAGUGCUCGCUUCUCG